This is a messenger RNA of Tachysurus fulvidraco (yellow catfish), 2933 nucleotides long. It is a transcript of the gene prima1, whose product is annotated as proline rich membrane anchor 1. Bases 408 to 881 code for a protein of 157 amino acids. The record is from RefSeq and is a predicted model, not a curated record. The transcript is spliced from 4 exons. Lineage: Eukaryota; Metazoa; Chordata; Actinopteri; Siluriformes; Bagridae.
CGCACGCACGCACGCACACACACACACACACACACGCACACACACGCACAGAACGCCAAAACUUCAGAUCAGUGAUGAGUCCCGGAGAAGUUCACGGUUGGAGCCGCGCGCGCCAGCAGCGUGUGUGAGUUCACGCCGCGCCUGGAGCAGAUUACGCCGUCACUCGGACCCAGCGCGCUCUUCCUUUUCCUCUUCCCUCCUUCUUCUUCUUCUUCUUCCUCUUUCCUUUUCACCUUCAUGCCACCCAGUGAUGACAGAUGUGGGAGACAAUGUUUGGGGAUCAGAGUAGCGAGCAGGUCACGAGGAAGUGCGCCGCCGCCGCCGCUGUUCAGCUCGCGACGCUGCGUUAAAUCCGUCCGAACGGAAGAGUUUCGUGGCGCGCGCCGGACCGUCAACCUACCGCAGGGAUGCGAGAUUAUUCUGCGCUCACUUUGGGCUUUCUGUCCUUUCUGUUCAGCCGCUGCUUCUUCUUCUCUGCGCUACUGCAGCACACUCAUGGAGGACUGCAGAAGUCCUGCUCUGGAGCUCCGGCUGUUCACCUGGAGAAAACCUGCAACCUGCCCUGCUACUGCAGACCAUAUCCACUGUUACCUCCUCCACCACCUCCACCUCCACCUCCACCCAGACUCUUCUCUCCUACAGUGGCUCCAUCCAUCGUGUCUCCACCUGUGAAGCCUUGGGGAAGAGAGGUGGAGAUUUUAGUGCUGGGGACAGUGAGCUGUGCAUCAGUCGUCUUCCUCUUCCUCACUGUCAUCAUCUGCUACAAGGCUAUUAAGAGGAAACCGCUACGGAAAGAGGAGAACGGGACGAGCCGAGGAGAAUACGCCAUGAGCUCUCGCUGCAAGCAGACUGCGGUGGAGACCAACAACACUGGAGUAUAGCAGAAAGAGGAAGUCACUUAGGCUCCGUCAUAACCAGGAGCUGAAAAGUCGUCAGAGACGCAAUAACUGUAUCACAGCAGCAGUGAUGGAGCUCUGGACCUUUUUUUUUUUUUUAAACUUUACUUUGUGGUUGACAAGUGACAAAAUAAAAAGGCAAAUUGGACGAGUGAAGGAAUAGUAAAGGAUUAGUGGAGGAUGAGUGAAGGACAGGUGGAGGACGAGUGGAGGAUGUGUAAGGACAUGUGAAGGACGAGUGAAGGACAUGUGGAGGACGAGUGGAGGAUGUGUAAGACCAUGUGAAGGACGAGUGGAGGAUGAGUGGAGGAUGUGUAAGGACAUGUGAAGGACGAGUGAAGGACAUGUGGAGGAUGAGUGCAGGCUCGAGGCUCAUUGCUCUGUUAGACACUGAAGGCUUCAGACCUUUCACAAGACUUAAAAACUCUCAAUAAACCCAACAACACAUGGCAUGAACCUUCUACUGAAGGCAUCGUCUCUGGCGUCCUCACCUCCGCUCUCUCCGCACCGUCCGCAUGUCUCCUGUAAAUAAAGUCAGUAUCGAUUGCAGAUGCCGUCUGAAAGCUGGGACGAAAGUUAAAGUGGAACUGGAUGAGGAAACAAACAGGUUUUUUUUUAUUUCUUUUCUUUUAUUUGUAUGACUAUGCAACUGGAAAGGAUUUAAAAACCCUAGUGGUGCAUGUUCAUGAUAAUAAAAUACGUUAGCAUAAAACCGCUGCUAAUCACUCUGACGUUCGCUAACGUACUCCAAGGCUUUACUCCGAGCUGAUAAGCUGAACACACCUCACUCACUGCACACGCUGACUGUUAAUUAACCCAGUAUCAUUAAGGAAGCCAAAAAGAUCCUAAACAAUGUUUUGUUUCAGUUUUUUGUUUUGUUUUGUUUUGUUGGAUUCAUAUUAUAAUGGGAAAGAUUUUGUUUACUUUACCGUCUUUGUGUUAGUGUUGGUUCUAUGUAAGUGUUGUUUAUUUGUUUUAUUCUUGUUCUUUUUCUGUUAUUUAUUUUUUGCAGUGGGAAUUUUCUUUCGUUUCCUGGUGUUUUUUAGGCAGAUCUUCUGUUUGCUGUCAUGUUUGUUUGGUUUGGGUUUUUUUGUUUGUUGUAUUAUUGGAUGUGUUUUGUUUAUUUUAGGCUUUUUUGUGUGUGGUUUUGUUUGUUUGUUUGAUGGUUUGUUUGUUUGUUUUUGUUGCUGUUGUUUUAUUUUAUUUUGUUUGCUUGCUUUAAAGAAACAAUUCCAUCCUUCAGCAGUAGUUAUUAAUCACACAGUAAAGUCAGGACCUGGAGUUAGCUUCAAAAAGGAAAAAAGAAUGAUAAAGAGUUUAAGAGUUAAAUUUAUUUAUUCUCCAACACAAUCCAUGAGUUUGGCGAAAAGGAGGAGAAAAGGAACUUUGUGUGUGUUGUACAAUUUAACAGCAAAAAAUAAACAAACAUUUAGGAAAAUCUUAGAGGAAACAGUUUAGUGACGAAGUUUAUUUUAUUUUAAUGUAAAAUAGAGCUUGAGAUAUUGAGAUAAUAACGUAACAUCAUCCUUAACACGACGUCCUUAAACUGUGGGGACUUUUUGAACCACUGCUUUGUUUCACAUGAAGUCGUACGAAUUUGAUUAAAAGUGUCAAAUCGUUUCCAUGUGUUCCAUAACGGAGAUGUUACCGCUGACGUCUCUGACACGACAAAUAAGCUACAUAACACGUCGUUCUUCUGUCCUAGGAACCGAGUGCAAAAGUUUGUGCCGGUUUUUUUGGUUGCGUCUCGAUAUGACUGCAUGUUUAUUACACGGUCGAGUUACGAGUGAGUGGGAAUCACAACCAGCUUCCACCAGAGCUGGAGAAGAAGAUCAACACAAAUCAAUAGAAUCACAAAGACAAACUGACGGUUUAAAGUGCAUCAGUAAGUUCAGUGGACAUAAAGGUCAGAUAUGAAGCUCCUGCUUUAUUCAGUCUUUCAGAGUUUUUUUUCCUUCAGGAAGCUUUCCAAAGCUUUUAGGAGGAUAAGAAUCUUCUCUACACAAAGAACCUCGAAAGACCUUUUUUUCCUGAGAA